Molecule: messenger RNA, 1524 nt
Organism: Lactuca virosa
Lineage: Eukaryota; Viridiplantae; Streptophyta; Magnoliopsida; Asterales; Asteraceae
Source: the annotation of a GenBank genome assembly
AUGUCUUCUUCCAAAAGGCCUAGCAAAGAAAAACCCCAGUCAGAAACACCAACACCCCCAAUACCUUCAUUUGAUCAACCGAUUUCUCACCUCCGUUUUACCACUACGGCGGUAUGCUUCCGUAUUUUCCACAACGACCAGCGCACCACUACCACAACACCACCACUACCACUACCCGACCCAGAUUUUAAUCCAUUUGAUUUUUUGUCUCAACCCGAGUUUGUUCAACAAACACAAACACAACCAGAAACAGUCGUUUCUGAUUCUGAACCAGAAUUCGUUAUAGAAACUCAACCCACUCGAGCAGCAACUAAAAGAAAAGAGAAGGCGGAGGCUAGAUGUUGGGAACCUUUGGAAGCAUUAGUGUUGGCACAAUCUUGGAUCGAUAUUUCAGAAGAUGCGACGGUUGGAAAAGACCAAAAGCAUGACCGCUUUUGGAUUCGCGUUUUACACAGCGGGGGAGGGAGUGCCGUUUCGGUGGCACCACUCCCUCCGGCCUUACCACCAGGGUAUGACACACAGGUAGGGGACAAAGGAAGCCAGCUGUCAGGGGGUCAAAAGCAACGUAUUGCAUUAGCUCGUGUAAUGAUCAAAGAUCCUAAGAUUCUUCUUUUAGAUGAGCCCACAAGUGCUUUAGAUUCAAACUCUGAGUCUCUUGUUCAACACGCCAUUGAUAACAUCUCAAAAGGAAGAACCACAAUUGUGAUUGCUCAUAGACUCGCAACUGUCAGAAAUGCUGACAUGAUUGUUGUUCUUGAGCAAGGAUCUGUUGUGGAAAUCGGUGACCAUAAUCAGCUCAUGACAAGAGAAGGAGCUUACUUUUCUCUCAUCAAGCUUGCAUCUGAAGCGGUUUCAAUGAGCCCAGUAGCCGAAAAGGGCGAAAUGGGUAUUAUAAAUCAUGAAGCAUCUGGUACUUAUGAUCUGUUGAAAUCAAACCAUGUAAAUGAGAUUUCGUUAUCUGGGUACAUGAAAUCCGCUCAAGAAGCAAACCAAGUAGAAACAGAGAAAGUAUCAUCAUAUGGGAUUUCUCAAGUAUGGAAAUUACAGAAAUCAGAGGCGAAUUUGCUUUUUGUUGGUGUAAUUUUUGGUAUACUCGCAGGUGCGAUCCUCUCUCUAUUUCCAUUGGUUUUAGGUCAAGCCCUAAAAGUCUAUUUCAAUCCAGAAAAAUCAAAAUUAAAGAGAGAUGUGGGGUACCUUUGUUUGGCAUUGAUCGGAUUAGGGUUUGGGUGUAUUCUCACCAUGACGAUUCAACAAGGGUUCUGUGGUUUGGCGGGAACAAAGCUCACCAAGAGGGUUCGUGAUGUUCUUUUCCGGUCAAUACUGAAACAAGAACCGGGUUGGUUUGACUCAGACCAAAACUCAACCGGAAUACUUAUUUCAAGGUUGUCUGUUGACUGUAUAAGUUUCAGAUCAGUUCUAGGAGAUAGAUAUUAUGUUAUAUUCAUGGGUUUGAGCUCAGCUGCUGUUGGACUAAGAGCAUCCACAUCGGUGCAAUGUGGGGAGCUUGCAAUACAUGCCACAUAA